GCGCGCCCCCGCUGGCCACGCGCGGGAGAGACGCUGCGGAGAGGUCGGCGGGCCCGGGGGCGUCGGCUCGGCCUGGCGUUCCGACACCUGGUCGCACGGAAUCGGAGACAGGCUCGAGAAGACGCUGUCUCAAGCCCUAAAAUAUGACUUCUCACAUGAUCCGGUCGUGACCACGGCCUCCCGGUGGGGCUCCCAGCUCACAGAGCGGCGGGGGCGCGAGCAGCCCCAGCCCCGGUGUCCCAGCCAGAGAGGCCGGCGGGGCCAGAGCACCGGUGCUGGUAGGAUGGAGGUGGGGGAGAGGAGCCCCCUGCUGGCCCAGGGUGCUGGGCGUCAGGAAGCACCCCUCGCCAGCAGCAGCCCGCUCACUGCACGUCGCGCAGGGCCGGCGCCCUGGGAGGACCAGGCCUGGAGGGCCGGCCUUCGGGGGGUCCUGGCCUGUCCCCCCCCUGCUGGAAGCAGCUGCCUCAAGUGCCUGGUCUUUCUGACCAACUGCCUCUUCUCGCUGCUCGGCCUGCUGGCCCUGGCCGCUGGGCUCUGGGGCCUGGCUGUCAAGGGCUCCCUGGGGAGGAGCUGCGGGGGCCCCCUGCCCGCAGACCCCAUGCUGGGGCUGGUGCUGGGCGGGCUGGCCGUCAGCGCGGUGAGCCUGGCGGGCUGCCUGGGCGCCCUCUGUGAGAACACCUUUCUGCUGCGCUGCUUCUCUGGGGGCGUCCUCGCUUUCCUGGUGCUGGAGGCCGUGGCAGGGGCCCUGGUGGUGGCCCUCUGGGGCCAGCUGCAGGACGGCCUGGAGCACGUCCUCCGCGAAGCCAUCACCCGCUACCAGGACGACCCAGACCUGUGCUUCCUCAUCGACCAAGUCCAGCUCGGGCUGCAGUGCUGCGGGGCCGCCUCCUACCAGGACUGGCAGCAGAACCCGCGUCCUAAAAGUAUCCACAUGGCUUGUUCUCAUUUGGUGGCCACAUGUGACGUUGGGUUGGUGGCAGCCCCCUCUGGUGCUGUAAGGGCACCCGGCCUGCUGGCAUCGGAGCCCCUGCCUUGGUACUUUAACUGUAGCUCCGCCCGGGUCCAGGCCUGCCGUCUUCCUGCCUCCUGCUGCACUGACCCCUGGGAAGAUGGGGCCUCUGUCAACGACCAGUGUGGCUUUGGGGCCCUGGGCCUGGAUGAGCACGGGGCCCAGAGGCGGGUGCACCUGGAGGGCUGCAGCCCCCAACUCCGCCAGUGGUUGCACAGCAACAUCGGGGCUAUAGGCAGCUUCUUCAUCACGGUCGUCACGGUCCAGGGGGCUGAGGUCCUGCUGGCCAUCCAGCUGGUGAGGGCCCUGGCUGUCUGCAAGGGCGCAGCAGGGAGGCUGGGCCCGUCCACCAGACCCCCAGACCCAGCGCCCUGCCCUUUGCCAAAGCGGGCUGCCUGGCAGGUGGGACCGAAGACCAGGGCACUGGGAUGGGGUCUGGGGCUGCAGGUCUCCCUUUCUCCCCCCGGGAAGAUGUCAGAGUAACCCGCCUGGGGCUGGGACCCUCAGGCUUCUUCCCCCUGCUGCCUGCCGUCUCCCCAGCGCCCUUCCUCCUGCUGCCUGCCCACUGCUGUAAGCCGAGCCAACGACUGCCUGGCCAAUGUCUGCCACCCACGGGGGGUGCCAGGCAAAGCCCCCUGGCCGGUGGGGAGAACAGGGGCGAGCAGGAACUGGUUGGUCGGAACCCUGCCUCCCAGCCCCCAACUCUGACCCUCACCUCCGACCCCCACCUCCGACCACCUCUGAGUUCCCAUCUCCAAGCCCAGUCUAGGAGGCCCCCCGUCCUCACCAAAGCCUGACACCUGCCCUCCUCUGGGGCCCCUUCCCCCUUUCCUGUCCCUUGUGGCAGUUGACCUUGGAGCCCGGGCCUCUCCCUUGAGUGCUGCCUUUGGGGGUGUGGCUUUCCUGGAGACGUGUCACUGAGGGAACUGCGGCAAGCCAAGCCGAGGGGGCAGCGUGAGGGCCUUGCCUCUCUAACCACCCGAGGAUCGGCCGCCAGUGGAGCCCCCCCAGCAGGCGCCUUCGUGCCCUCCCCGCGGUCACCCCUGCUGGGGCUUUGCCACCUCUGGUUAACAAUGCUUUCUCUGGCCUUCGCAUAAACGGGGUCCCAGGGGCCCCUCCUCAAGA
Molecule: messenger RNA, 2134 nt
Organism: Phacochoerus africanus (Common warthog)
Lineage: Eukaryota; Metazoa; Chordata; Mammalia; Artiodactyla; Suidae
Gene: TSPAN10
Product: tetraspanin 10
Exons: 5
Coding region: 284-1492 (402 amino acids)
Cellular component (GO): membrane
Source: RefSeq, a predicted model, not a curated record